Messenger RNA from Pyricularia oryzae 70-15, 1782 nucleotides. RefSeq names its product glyoxalase. Gene Ontology annotation, biological process: L-methylmalonyl-CoA metabolic process. Gene Ontology annotation, cellular component: mitochondrion. Gene Ontology annotation, molecular function: methylmalonyl-CoA epimerase activity. The transcript is spliced from 3 exons. Bases 483 to 1466 code for a protein of 327 amino acids. The record is from RefSeq and is a predicted model, not a curated record. NCBI's taxonomy places the organism in Eukaryota, Fungi, Ascomycota, Sordariomycetes, Magnaporthales, Pyriculariaceae.
CGCUGGGCCGGUAGUUCCCCACCACGCCACCCAUGGACUUUCCCCCGCAUAUCCCGGUAACACAUUUUCUAUACGGAUAGGACGGGCAGCAAUUGAAAAUACUGCCGAGUGCCCACCCAAGUAGGUGAUAUGUAGCUGGUAUGUAGGUAUGAUGAAUAUUUACCUUAGGUAUCUAGCUACGACCUUUGUGACAAAACCUCCGGCUUGCUAAAGCUACCCCUUUUUCAUCUCUUCUAAUUGGGAUAGAAAAUUAACCAUCUCGGCUUAAGCUUGGCGCUGUUCAAACCUACCUAGGCAGGUACGUACGCUAUCUGGGUGGUUUGCAGUACCGGUACGUCCAACAACGCAACAGCUUAUCUCCAACAGCUCUCCUCCCCAACAUCACCUCAAAGCAGAAGUAUACAAGAAACCGUCAAUUCCAGCUUCGCUCCAUCUUACGCCAGAGCUGGCAACCACGAAACAAACAAAAAAAAACCGCAAUCAUGGCGGCUGCCUCUGUUCACAAUGAUCUAAAGCGGAUAAACCUUACCAACAUCGCCCACGUCACCUACAAAUACAAGGAUGUCGCCAAGGCCCGUCAAUUCAUGGAGGACUUUGGCUUCUACGAGACCAAGCGUGUAGGCGAAAAGACCUAUUACCGCGGUUACGGCUCCGAGCCCUUCGUCUUGUGCAUCGAUCAGGCCGACCAAGAUGAGUUUGGCGGCGCCGCCUUUGCCGUCGAGUCCGAGGAGGAUCUGAUGCACGCCUCCAAGACACUCCCCAAGGAAUGCAAGCCCUCUGAAGUCUAUGAUCUCACGGACGCUCCUGGCGGCGGCAAAGCCGUGACCUUUUAUGAUCCCGUUGACGGCUUCCCGUUUCACCUGGUACACGGCCAGGAAAAGGUGGAUGUCAGGGACCCUCAGUUCCCAGACCUCAAGGUCAACUACCCUCUCGAGAAGACGCGCCCUGUCAACAGUUUCCAGCGCUUCCAGAAGAGGCCGGCACCGGUGCACAAGCUGGGUCAUUUCGGCAUGUGCGUGACCAACUUUGCCAAGUGUUACGAAUUUUACUCGACCCGGUUCAACUUUUUCCCGAGCGAGUUGGCCUACAAUGAGAAAGAAGAGGACGUUACAGUCUUCUUCCGCCUGAACAGGGGGUCUCAAAAGGUUGACCACCACUGCUUCUUCUUUUUCGAAGGGCCCAAGAUGCACGUCCACCACUCUUCUUUCGAGACGCACGACUUUGACACCCAGGUCCUGGGUCACGAUUGGCUGCGCGAGAAGGGCUACGAGAACUGCUGGGGUGUUGGCAGGCACAUCAUGGGCAGUCAGAUCUUUGACUAUUGGUUUGACCCUGCUCGCUUCAUUAUGGAGCACUAUGUGGAUGGCGAUCUGCUCGACAUGUCGGAACCGACACACCGCAUGGCGGCUUCUCCGGAUACUUUGUAUGUCUGGGGCCCUGAUGUCCCGGAAACUUUCCUGACCUGAAUGAGCGACAACACAACAAAAGGAUGUAUGCGUCAGGCGUUGCAGCGACGUGAUAUUUAAAAGUCUAGCCUGAAGUGACAUUCACCCGGUCUCCUCAUCUGUCAAUUUUUUAACUACAUAGGUGGAAAGAAAACGUAUUGGUUUAUUGCCUGGCUAUAAAGUCUACCUGCUGUAUAAUCAUAAUGUUCCGGUGUGAUUUAGAUGCCUACGGCGAUUGCGUCGAGCUUCUCAUGCUGUAAACUAGCUUUGAGUUGAAUACUUUGAGCGGACCUUCUUCCGCAAAUAGUAGAUAGUGAUGAACCGCUUGCAGACAAAC